Molecule: messenger RNA, 1131 nt
Organism: Exophiala aquamarina CBS 119918
Lineage: Eukaryota; Fungi; Ascomycota; Eurotiomycetes; Chaetothyriales; Herpotrichiellaceae
Exons: 1
Source: RefSeq, a predicted model, not a curated record
AUGCCUCAUUCAUAUAGGAGCAGCACUUCAUCUAUUCGUUCCCGCAAAAUGACAGCCUCUUAUAUUGAUGAAGUUGCUAGCAGGGAAGCUUCUCUAGGCUCGACAGAAUAUCGGUUUGCGACCCUGGAGCCAAAUCACAUCGUUGUCGAGGAUGAACCUAUGGACGACGAACGAUGGAGUCGUCUGGCAUUUGCUCUAAGCAUGCCGUGCAAAGAAAUCCGUCGCGCAUAUCCUGAGGCUCGCAGAUUCGCCAUCCAGAUGAAGAAAAGAAGCUCAGGCAUCAACAGUAAACAAGUCUCUGAAAUGCUCCAUCCGCUCAUCCGCUCGAUUGUCAAGCAACACAAGCAAAUCAAAUUCAGGAGUAUGGCACAGUUUCACCGUGAAAGCGUCCCAGACGAAGUCCCGGAUUUCGAAGUUGAGCCCGGAUGGAAAAUGCAGCUUCCUACGCCAAAGCCGGCGUUUACCAUAGGCUACUCUGAGACGGCCUUCAACUCGCAUCAGCUGGAGUUGCAACAAGGCAUCAUUGCAAACAAUCGAAAUGAGCCAUGUGAUCUGCAGAAAGUUUCACAGCCCAUCCCGGAUGUUUACUGGCCGUUCUUUGUCGUCGAGUCGCAGGAUGAGUCAAUGCUAGCCGCACGAAAUGCAUGUGCGGGAUCUGCUGCUACGUGCAACAACGGUUUAAUGAUCUUUGCAGGCGCCGCAGAGGAAGCACGAGACCGAUACAUUGACAUCAAAUUUCUGAACAAGCUCAAUCAAGCCGUGCAAUCUUUCUCUUUGGCGAUCAACGGCAAGACUGCAUGUCUAAACACGCAUAACUCCGAGGGCUGCCUGCCUCAUGCCGUUGCCGCUAUCAGGACAUACCGGCUUGACGACGAAGAUGACAUGGAAGCUCUGGUGUCUCGCAUUCGAAGCAUUUUGGUGUGGGCAGAAAAUUGCAGGUUGGCCUCAAUCGCAGACGUGAUUGAGAAGUUUGAACGACGUGUGCGCUUGGCCAAGGCCCCAGCCACAGUUUCGGGCCAUUGCUAUGAUCCCCUGGAGCUUGCUGACUUUGGAAUGGUGUCACACAGAAGGACGAGCACAAUCAUCAAGAGUGUGCUCGUGGAAGGCUUACCUAAAUGGAUUCGGACCAUU